AGCUCAUUACGGCGCUGCUGGUUCAAAUUGACUCAAAUAUCAGUAGAGGGGACACACAAUGGAGCUGAGCACAGCACGGACACACUACUGAAAGACUUUAUCUGCAUGUUACACACCGUGCAGCUUUAUCUCGGUGUGGAAACGUACGCGAACAGCGGAAAUCACAAAAUAGUUUGGAUAGUCUUGCUCCUUUUUCUUUUUCCACUGUUUUUUUUUUUGCCAGUAAGAGAGAUUGCAUUCGGACACUGAGCUGCAUCACAUAAGAGGUCAUCAUGCCUCCCACCACCCCGUACGCUGGAAAGUUCAGCUCUUGCGGUCUUUACAGCAACAACAACAACCAUCCUCAGCCUCACAGCCCGUACCGCAACGGCACCGCCGCAAAGCCCGCGAAGGAAAACAUCUACAACGGCGCCUACUCUACCGCAGAAAACCCCUACGACAUCCCACAGCCUCGCACCGCCUAUCGAAGCGCCUCUUUGGGUUCUUCGAGCGUGAAGGAGCAUCAUUACAACAGCUGUGCGGUUUCGGAGAACCCGUACUCACCGCAGCCUCACAGCCCUCGCCAGCACAGCCCUCGCCAGCACAGCUCUUCCUGUCCGGGCCGUGCCCACCGUCACACCAGCAGCAGCAGCGGCAGCGAGCAGUCCUGUCGGAGCAACGCCGCUCCGCCGAAAAGCCAGCUUUACGGACAUGGCAUCACGGCCAGCUAUGGGGAGAUGUGUUACCAUGACAACAGUUUGGUUUCAGCAUCUCUUGAGGCGCUGAUCCAGCACCUGGUUCCCACAGUGGACUACUACCCUGAUAGGUCAUAUGUGUUCACCUUCCUGCUGAGUUCGCGCCUCUUCCUGCACCCCUACGAGCUCAUGACGAGGGUUUGUCACCUUUGUGUGGAGCAGCAGCGGUCCGGAGACGCCCUGCUGGAUAAGAUCCGUUUCCGCGAGGUGGCGCCUAAACUGGUGCAGCUGCUGACCGAGUGGACGGAGACGUUUCCUUACGACUUCAGGGACGAGAGGAUGAUGCGCUGCCUAAAGGACAUGACGCACCACGUGGCCCGAGGGGAUGAGUACUCGUGGCGAGCCAUGCAGCAGAUGACCCAGCGGCUGAUCAAACGCCUGUCAGCUCUUGGCCAGUACGAGGAGGCGGUGGCCGCGCUGAACGCCGUGGCGAUGGAGCGUCCCGCCUCCCUGAAAAGCAAACAGGCAUCCGGACAGCGAAGCGACGUACUGAGCGUGUGCGACGACCCCUUCAUCCUCGCGCAGCAACUCACACACAUUGAACUGGACCGGCUGAGUUUUAUCGGCCCCGAGGAGUUCAUCCAAACAUUCGCCAUGAAGGAUCCUCUUGAGAACCAUAAGGGUUUCUUCCGGAAGCGUAAAACCAGCAACCUGGAGGCUUACGUAAACUGGUUCAACAGACUGAGUUACCUGGUGGCCACUGAGAUCUGUAUGCCAGUGAAGAAGAAACAUAGAGCGCGCAUCAUAGAGUUCUUCAUCGAUGUGGCUCAAGAGUGUUUUAACAUCGGCAACUUCAACUCCCUCAUGGCCAUCAUCACUGGGAUGAACAUGAGUCCCGUUUCCAGACUUAAGAAGACCUGGAGUAAAGUCAACACUGACAAGUUUGAAAUCUUGGAGCACCAGAUGGACCCGUCCAGUAACUUCAGUAACUACCGCACUGCGCUCCGCGGUGCCACCCAGAGGUCUGAGACCGCACACAGCAUCCAAGAGAAGAUUGUGAUUCCUUUCUUCAGUCUCCUCAUCAAAGACAUCUACUUCCUGAAUGAGGGCUGUGCCAGCAGGCUUCCCAAUGGACACAUCAACUUUGAAAAACUGUGGGAGCUGGCGAAGCAAGUGAGCGAGUUUCUGGUUUGGCGUCAGGUUGCUUGCCCAUUCAACAGAGACCGCCGGAUCCUCCAGUACCUCGUCACCACACCUGUCUUCAGCGAAGAUGAGCUGCAUCUGGCCUCAUAUGAGAGUGAAGGACCUGAGAACAACAUGGAGAAAGACAGUCGUAGAUCUCUCAGAUCCUCCCUUCUGCAUCGAGAGAAUCGGUCGUAGGAGCAAGACAAUUUUCUCUGCUCUAGUAGAGUGUAAAUGAACGAGGUGAUAUAAAGCUACAGAUUCUCCAUAUUUAAUGGACACACUUUAACAUUCCCACGGCCAAAGCUUAGGUUUUGGACUUGGACAACAAACGCAGCUGGGAUCAUAUUUUCACAGAAGAACAGUGGGAUAUAUUAUACGGGCUAAUGAUUUAUAAAUCAGACACUGCAACACUCCUUAAUGAAAUUCAUUCAGUGCCAAAGGACCCCAAUUGCUGCAUUUAUUACUUUAGCCCUCUGCCCUGCAAGUCUUCAUGAACUGAAAUCAUUUUUUAAACGAAUGAAGCGCCUGGAUUACCGAUUGGAUCAUCGUCCGUGCUUUUUCUUCAACAUCAGCUCUAUCUGAGGCACUUAGAGGAUAUCAGACGACUGCAGAAGUAGUAAAAAAGUGUAUGGAUUUGGUUUAUUUCUUCAGUGAACCUCCAUCAUGGCAACAAAUGGCGCAAUUUGUGAUGACUUCUGCUAACACUCCAGCAAAUAACAGUCUCAUAUUGUGGAAAGACUGAAGCUGUGGAAGCAUGAAGCAUUUAUUACAUCAUUAGCACUGCUUCUCUCUCAGUUGAGAUCAAUCAAAACUACAGCGAGAGGAGAAAUCCGCUCUGAAAGGAAGAAUUGGUCAACAUUGAUUUGUAUUAUAAAUAACAGGCUAACAACUGCUUUUAGGAGUGGUGAUGCUACAUCGUUGUCUUGUUGAGUGCUUCAAAACCUGCACCACAUCUACUCCAUUUGCUCUAAGCACUACAUUCGAGCCCUUUAUCCAGUUUAAUAAUGCAAGUCAAUACAUCACCCACUUAUUUCCAAACACAUAUCGGAGACACCACUUUCAUCAACCACAGUCUAUUUGGUUCUGAACAUGAUCUCUUUUUGUGACGUGUGCACUUUGACGUGUGUAUUGGUGAUGCAAAAUCGUGUGAGUGACGGAAACAUCGUGCUAAUCAUGCAAAGCAAAUCAAAUGCACUUCAAGUACAUCAGUGGGGUUUUGUGUAUUGUAUUAUAGGACUAUGUGACUCCUAUUUUAAGGCGUCUUUCUACAGUAUUAAGUUGUAUUUUGUAUCAGAAAAUAUGUUUUUCUUUAUGUAAUCUCUAUGAAGUUUCACCAUGAGCUUGUUGCUGAUUGGUCAAAUGUAAGCUAUUUUGUUAUAAACAACACCAGUUCAUCUAUGACAAAGAAGUGUGUUUGGGUCUGAAUGGAGGGCAAGCUGAUAUGUGUAUGUGCAGCUUCGAUAUAAACGGGAAACUCAUCCUCCUCUUCAUCUCAUCUGUGAUGAUGUGAGCAUGAUUUGAUUCUUUAAAAUCUGCCUAUGAAUGAACGUGAUUCUACAUUUUUGUGUUUUUAAAAAAGCUCAUUUUAUGUUUCAAAUGUUUUAUAAAGUUCUUUUUUUUUCAUGUAAGCUUUUUUCAAUCUUUUUUGUGUAUCAUUUGUGUCACCGGUCAGGGUACUUAUACUGAAGGUCUUUGUGAAAAGAGAUUUAUAUUUUUUCUUUCAAAUAAACAGAAAAACUGAAUAGACUCACA
Messenger RNA from Thunnus maccoyii (southern bluefin tuna), 3611 nucleotides. Its product is annotated as ras-GEF domain-containing family member 1B-B-like. The transcript is spliced from 14 exons. Gene Ontology annotation, molecular function: guanyl-nucleotide exchange factor activity. Gene Ontology annotation, biological process: positive regulation of GTPase activity; Ras protein signal transduction. Lineage: Eukaryota; Metazoa; Chordata; Actinopteri; Scombriformes; Scombridae. Gene Ontology annotation, cellular component: plasma membrane. The coding region runs from base 273 to 2054 and encodes 593 amino acids. The record is from RefSeq and is a predicted model, not a curated record.